CACCCCUUUUUCUCUCUCUCCUUUCCCUCCCUGAGUUGAAUAGUAUCACUGUUUUCCUAAUCUGUUGUCCUUCUUCAGGGAAAGCAGUGUGGGCAUGGAAGUCCCAGCUCCCGCAGCAUCACCCUCAACUCCAGCCAGGAGAAAUGGAGAGCCACAGACCACUGUGGUUGGUCGAACCAAACCAUUGCAUCGCUUCAUCAAGGGAGAGCCUAAGAGCAUAGGGAUUGCUGUCUUAUUCCUGGGUUGUGGACACUUUGUUCUUGGUAUUCCUCUGAGAAUGGACAAUACUGAAAACUCCUCCACCACCUUCAGUACUUUCUGGAUGGGUAUCAUGUAUAUCACUGCAGGUCUUCUCUGCAUCUUCUGUGAGAACAAGCCCUCCAAAAAACUGGUGACAGCUUGCCUUUCUGUGAGCAUAGUGUCGAUUCUAGGAGGAGCAGCGAAUUUCUUUGUUUACAUCAGCUCCAUAGUAAAUCAAGUUUUAGAGUACAAUGGGUAUUUUUACUUCAACACAACGGAAAUUGACCCAGAAGUUGAUCGUUGGAUGCAAAUUCACCUAGGUCAGAUAAUAAUUACGGAGGCCAUGUUUAUGGUUCAUUCUGUUGUUGCUGGAAUUCUUCUUAUUGUAAUAUCAGCCUUUGCUGGUGCUGCACUGCGCUCCACUAAGACACAGGCUAUUAUCAGAAUGCACAAUCUUCCUUCGGAAUAAAAUGAUAAAUAUCAAUAUUUUAAAUCUA
Messenger RNA from Lepisosteus oculatus (spotted gar), 737 nucleotides. RefSeq lists its product as uncharacterized. Lineage: Eukaryota; Metazoa; Chordata; Actinopteri; Semionotiformes; Lepisosteidae. The record is from RefSeq and is a predicted model, not a curated record. Gene Ontology annotation, cellular component: membrane.